Debaryomyces hansenii CBS767 is the source of this 132-nucleotide messenger RNA. RefSeq lists its product as uncharacterized. The coding region runs from base 1 to 132 and encodes 43 amino acids. The record is from RefSeq and is a predicted model, not a curated record. The transcript has a single exon. Lineage: Eukaryota; Fungi; Ascomycota; Pichiomycetes; Serinales; Debaryomycetaceae.
AUGAACAGCCAACAAAACUUUUUAACAUUAUCUACAGACAUUUCUGAACCAUUCGUUAUUCCAAACGUUUCUCCAAUCUCUAUAGUGAGAGCAGAAACACCAAAACCACAAAUUAUUAAGAACCAGCUUUGA